Durusdinium trenchii is the source of this 1027-nucleotide messenger RNA. Lineage: Eukaryota; Dinophyceae; Suessiales; Symbiodiniaceae. The record is from the annotation of a GenBank genome assembly.
AGCCGGGCUUGGCAGUGCCACCGGCUGGGUAGCUUUUGACGAGCCAAGUCCGCUUGACGCGGCAAACCUUCUGGGUCCAGAGGUGGCUGACCAGCCGCCGCUGUCAGCGACGGACACACCUCCAUGGCAGGUUGGAGAAAAAUAUCGUAUUUUAAAGACGCAGCCUCUUCAGAAACAGCCCGCAUCGCAGAGCCGCUGUUGCAAAUCGUUCUCUACCGGGCCCACGGCACUUCGACACUUUGGCAAAAAUAGUGCCAUUGCCCAUGCGCAAUGUUUGCAUCAAGAUGGUGAAGGAAGGAAUGCACUGUUUUCAUCAAUAACAGUGGAGUGCAGCUAACAAUCGCGAUGCAAUAGUUCAGCAACUCCGCAGAGCUGAAGUGAGUGAUACCCAAGGCGGAUCUUUGGUAGAAGUUCUCCGACUGCAGGAAACCAAUGGUUUUUGGAUGCAAGUGAGCGUUUACGAUGGCCCCAAUCCUGGCAAAAGUGGCUGGAUUCGGAGCCAGCUCAAGGAUAGUUUGCUUGUCGAUCGCAGAGAGCAAUACAAGGUGCAAUUGGGAGAAGAUGUUGCGCCAGCUACACCAGGGAAGAGAGUCGUGAAGAGUCUUGACACGCUGGCUGCUUUUGAAGUUCCAGACCCAGCAGAGCCCGUCGAUGACGUGGACACGCAAGAGGAUUUUGCGGAAAGCAAACGAUUAUCAUGCGGAUACUGCGUUUGCCAGGUAGUGCCGCCCGAGAGGAACCAUCCAGCAACUGUGCAUCAUCACAGCGCAUUCGAACUACCAGCAUCUCCGUCCAAGCGUUUGGAAGUGCUAUCCCCUAUGGAACUGCAGCAGUGGCUUCGGGGCAUUUACCUGCGGUACAAUCCGAGCUUGCUUCCCAAGGUGCCAGAAUUUGUGGAAAGCCACAAAGGGAAGGAGUCCUCACUUGUUGAAAGCGUGUGUCGCAAGUAUAGAGUUUCACCACCCCGUGAAUGGUACAAAACCCAGUGAACCACUUGCGGAAACAUCGCAGCUGCGGUGGCUGAAAU